Molecule: messenger RNA, 752 nt
Organism: Wasmannia auropunctata (little fire ant)
Lineage: Eukaryota; Metazoa; Arthropoda; Insecta; Hymenoptera; Formicidae
Exons: 2
Coding region: 154-600 (148 amino acids)
Source: RefSeq, a predicted model, not a curated record
AUUGUUUUAUUUUGACGACAAAUGAUUGAAAGAUAAUCAGUUGAAAGAAUACUCAAUUAAUGCGGCAUGUAAUCUUCAGUCUGCAAAUAUGAUUCCUCGGGACGGAAAGUGUUCCUUAAAACCGCGACGUACGAUCGACUGAGAGGCUACAACAUGAGGAAGCGUGUAGAGGUGCCAAGCAAACGGAGCCUCACAAAAUUGCCGCGCUUGGGGCUGCCGCAGAAGCCGUACGGAUUCUGCUGCGAGGAGAAGGAUCAGGAUCCCGAGAAGCGCUACGACAUGCGGAACCCGCCGUUCACGUCGUCCUUGACGGACGUCGUCCUGGGCGCCGGCGGACCAGGCGUGAAGUUCCGCGUGCAGGACAUCGGUCCGCCGCCGUAUCCCAUCCAACGCAGAAUUCUCGAGGCCAAGGGCAGAGCUUAUCUGGGACGGUGCAAACGAUGCCGGGGUCCUCUGCGGUGGUACCUGGAGGACGAAAUCGCGCUCGCGCGCGAUUUCCUCGCCAAGGAGAGACGGGACAAUUAUAAUGCAACCGUCAAAAGGAAUCUGAUGAUUGCCAAACGAAAGGAAAACGCAGCAGUACUAAAAAACGGAAUUUGAAGAUUACUUCUGAAAUUACACAAGAUAAUCAGCAGUUCGAGAAAUAAUAUAUAAAAAAAUAUGGUCUUGAAGAAAUCUAUUCGUAUCUAUGUAUCACAGUACCGUAACAAGGAUUAAAAUAAAUAUGAAUAAAAUAAUUUUUUUAUAAUAAA